AUUGAUAUCUAGAUAUAUCUCGUUAUCGUUGCCGUUAACGACAAACCUUGAGCAUCACCGAGAUAUCCAGAUGCUGUAAUCAAGAACCUGUCACAUCUUCUGUGCUUACACAUUGUAUCUGGUCCAUAUCGUCCCCCAGAUUUCUGUGAACACGCCACUAUAAUUUGGUCCGGACACGAGGUUUCCUAUACUGAUCUUACCGCACACCGCAUCAUGGGUUGCGGCGGCUCCAAAUUGAAAGGAGACGACGUGCCCAACGUGAACAGCCAGCCCGUCCCUGUCAACCAACCGUUAAAGAAAGUCAACACCAAUUUCUCGACCAUCGACUACGACCAGAACGUCCAGGCUCAGCACCGACGACUAACCGAAUAUGCGCCGCACGAGACAGCCAGGGCGCCAUCGCUAAAGCACGACAUGCCCGUCUCAGCGACCGAGCAGCAACAGAACCAGGAAUCAUCAUUUGCGACAGAGACGUUCGGAGCUGAUGGUACCGGAGGCGUCGGAAGCACUCCCGCCGCUGGCUAUCCUCACGACGGGCUAGGCUCACAGGCCGGCUUGCAGAGGGGUGGUAACCCUAAUGACAACGGCGCGGCAUUGAAACCCUAUCAGACCAACGAUCCUACGGACUGGGAUAGAGACAGGGAGAACGGCCAGCUCCAAUCUCAGCGCCAUGACGCUCAUCAUCAUCCAAGCACUACUGGCAUGGGAGACCGUGAUGGCGACCGCGAUCCGACCUCAUUACGCGCAAAGGACGAGUUCGCGGAGGAAAAUGAUCCUGCCAAUCAAAGACAUGGGCACCAUGAUCUUAACGGUGACCGUGGUGUCGAUGGCGAGCAGAACCAUGACGGAGCCGCCGUCGCCGCAGACUUUGAUGACGAUGACGACGAAAACAAAAAGUCCUGGCUCGGCCAGAAGUACGCUUCGUUCCAAUCGGCUAAACAGGGCACGGGCGUCUCAGACGACGACCUGAAAACCUACACGGGCAAGGACCGGGCAGAGUUUGACGACUGGGCUGCGAAUCAGCCUGGCGUUGGUGGGCGGCAGGCUUCGGGAGUGGCAGGAUCGCAUGGAGCGUAUGUUGCGCCUUAUGCUCCGAAUUGAGGUAUACACCUGUGUCUAGCUGGAAGCGUUAAUUGACAAUCUCGGGAAAUGGAAGGAGGGGCAUGUAAUAUCAUUCUGGCCAUCGAGGGCGUACGUUUGGAAUCAUCGUCUUUACGGGAGUAAAUGAGUAUAUAUAUGGAGAUCUAGCUCAGUGGGAAAAGCACGGAUGGUUGAACAAUGCUGAC
Messenger RNA from Exophiala viscosa, 1286 nucleotides. RefSeq lists its product as uncharacterized. Lineage: Eukaryota; Fungi; Ascomycota; Eurotiomycetes; Chaetothyriales; Herpotrichiellaceae. The coding region runs from base 214 to 1101 and encodes 295 amino acids. The record is from RefSeq and is a predicted model, not a curated record. The transcript has a single exon.